Messenger RNA from Acanthocheilonema viteae, 1763 nucleotides. The record is from the annotation of a GenBank genome assembly. Lineage: Eukaryota; Metazoa; Nematoda; Chromadorea; Rhabditida; Onchocercidae.
UGUUAACGUGUCCUUGUCUUGAUAAAACGACAAUUCCCGCAGAUGUUGAUAUCAAUGCAGUGACAAAUUUCUUGCAAACGCUUUCUACGAAUGCGCAAAAGCGAAUUGACGAACUACAAAAAGAGGCAAAUACACUGCGAGAAAAUAUUGACUCGAUCUUUGACAUCGAUGACAUGAGGGAGGAACCGUAUCAUUUACACAGCGUUAUUGUCCAUGAAGGCGAAGCAAAUGUUGGACAUUAUUGGGCUUAUAUAGCUAGUUCUCCGGUAAGCAGUGACCAAGAUAAAGAAGUACCGUGGCGUAAAUUUAAUGAUAAAAGCGUUGAACCUGCAACUUGGCAACAAAUUGAAGAAGAUUCAUUUGGUUCGAGAAGAGCUUGCUCUGCAUAUUGCUUAGUUUACACGAGAAAGAAGUGUGAGAACGUGCUCUAUGGACAAGAGCAAAAGCAGCCAGCUCAAUCGAUCGUCGAAUUGAUUGACAGCUUGCCGAAUGAUCUAAAACUUGAAGUUUCUGCGGAUAACGCUUUGUUUGAUUCAGAAACAAUCAAGUGGGACGCUGACCAUCCAACCGUUGUAUAUGAUCCUGAAAAGAAAACUUUUGUUAACCUUCCUCUACCUUCCAGUGAUAUGGACUUGAUGGAAAUGGUAUCUUACAAAGGUCCAGUUGAAUUCGGUAUACUAUGCAAACGACAUUAUGAACUUGCAGCACGAUUUUUCGGAUUGUUCAUGUUGAAAAGUGCCUUGAGUGCUUUGAAUAUAAUGGACGAAUUGUUUUUGGAGCGGGAUGAAAGUGCAUUUAGUCUGAUACAAGAGGCAAGACUGCUUGCAAACCACGUGGGUCAUUAUGAAAAAGCACAGAAAAUGUCGACUGUGCCUUAUGUUGACAGAUUAAUGUUCUUGAUCGAUUGGGCAUCAAUAUUUGGCAUACCAUUAAAUAACCCAGCAAGAUCGGUUUUUAUUUUACGAAUGAUAAUGAAUGUGGAUAAAGCGCAAUAUUCUAAUGUGAUAUCAACUUGCGAGAAAGUUGUUGAGAAAUUUAUUGGAGAUGAUCCGUCGUCAGAAAUGACCUUAAACAAUACGCAUGUCCUUUACGAGUUGUUUUGUCAAAUGAUAACAUUGUUGAAUGAUAUCGUCAAAAAAGUUGACCUUUCUUCAAUCAAGCAGGGCAGGACUGUGCUUUCUAUGGAUAUACAGCAAUCACGUCUUCUCUGUGUUUCGAUUCGAAUGAUGGAGAAAAUUGAUAUGUAUGCGACAGUGAAGUCUUCUAACUUAGAGCAAAAGCUCUUUUUCUGUUUGGUACACAACGCCCUUCUUAUCAUUUAUGUCAUUAGGAUAAGUCAACGUCUUAUUGAUCAUAUCGGUGAUGAAUCAGAUGAUAGUAUUUUGGCAAACAAUGAAAAUUUCUUGGACAAGGAAUACAAAGCAAUGAUUGUUCGACUGCACAGGAUGGGUAACGACGCCUCCGAAAAGACGAUCCAGUAUGUCAUUUCUAUGUGGAACCAGCUGCUAUCAAAUUCGAACGGUUUACAGAGAGUGCCUUGGGUUUAUCAGAAAAUUUUGGAUGCAUCGGAGCAGAAAACACCGUCAAACAUGCCAGCACCAAAACUGAAUGUGAAAGCAGCAAAUUCAGGAUACGAUCUUUUCCUCUUAAGGCAAGCUAUGGAUGCUAAUCUCGAAGUCAAAUGCGCAGAUGAUUUAAAUAUUUUAGUACGCACAGUAGUUCAGGGGAAAAGCAACAUCAUUGAUAAUGCAAGUAGUAAUUGA